UACCGCACGUCCAUCUGCUCGUUGUCAUGGAGGAGCAAAGAUGGCGAUACUGGCAUACAGCCUGGGCAAACGGGAAAUAAAUCAGUAUUUUAGCAUUAAGAAUGCAAAAUUGCUGUCUCUCGUUGCUGUCAUUCUCCUUACCGUGUUCCACGCAGUCUCUCGGCAUUAUGGAGGCCGGGACACGUGUGAGUGGCUCCUAUCCAGUGGACGGUUCCUAGGAGACAGCGCAUGGCAGCCUUAUGGCUGCAUGAUGCACAAGUACAAAAGCAUUGAAGCAAAAGCUUGCCUCAAUAAUAAGAGAAUAGCAUUCAUCGGGGACUCUCGAAUUCGUCAGCUCUUCUAUUCUUUCAUUCAGAUUAUCAACCCUGAUACAAGGGAAGAGGGGAACAAGCAUGAAAACAUUCCCUUUGCAGAUAGAGAAUCCUCUGUGAAUGUGGACUUUUUAUGGCAUGCAGAAGUAAAUAAUUCCAUGAAGGAGCAGUUGACGUCAUGGACAGAGAAACCCUCUUCCAAGCCAGAUGUCAUCAUCAUUGGUGCUGCUACUUGGUCUAUUAAACUGCACAGCGGCAGCAGCGAGUCACUCCUUCAAUACAAAGCAAACCUCACAUCUUUAGCAGCACCAUUGGAAAAACUAACCGAGCACAGUGAAGUCUUUUGGGUCGUACAGGGUCCUGUCUAUGAAAAGAUCUUGAGCGAGAAUCGUAAGAUGAUUACCAACGAGCAAAUUAACUUAUAUAAUGCAGCAGCACUCAGUGCUCUGAACAGCAGCAAGAGGAACGCCAAGGCUAUGGUGAAGUUCCUGCAGUCGUCACGGCAAGCUGCCUUGGAGACCAUCACCCAAUCAGAAGAUGGCCUGCACCUUCCUGUGAGCGCAAGGAACGUGGGGGCCAUGGUUCUGAUGAACUCCCUAUGCAACAAGAUCCUGAUGCCUAUCGAUGGUUCGUGUUGUCAGAGUGUUCCUCCACUGAGUGUGCUACAGAAACUGGCUGCUGGACUUUUCCUGGUAGCUGCUGUCUGCUUUCUGGUGUUGCAUGCGCUCGGCUACACCGGGCACUGGAAGAGCAAGCCUGUGUCUGAUAUUGAGAGCGGUGAGGAGAAGAAACCUCCCACGGCUGCAUUUCCGCUCAUCCUAAAGAACGUGUUACAGUCCAUUUGCAAGAUGGGUCUCAUCAUGCUGUACUUCUACCUGUGUGACCGAGCGGACAUCUUUAUGAAGGAGCAGAAGUUCUACACACACUCCACCUUCUUCGUCCCACUCAUCUAUAUAUUUAUGCUGGGGUGUUUCUACAAUGAGAACACUAAAGAGGCCAAACUGCUGAACAGAGAACAGACUGAUGAAUGGAAGGGCUGGAUGCAGCUGGUUAUACUUGUCUAUCAUAUAUCCGGAGCCAGUGCUUUCAUACCCGUGUACAUGCAUGUCCGUGUCCUGGUGGCAGCUUAUCUCUUCCAGACAGGAUAUGGCCACUUUUCCUUCUUCUGGUUAAAGGGUGAUUUUGGACUCUACAGAGUGUGCCAGGUUCUCUUUAGACUCAAUUUCCUGGUGAUAGUGCUCUGCCUUGUGAUGGACAGAUCAUACCAGUUCUACUAUUUUGUGCCUCUGGUUACCUUUUGGUUUGUGAUUAUCUAUGCCACAAUGGCUGUGUGGCCACAGAUUCUACAGAUAAAAGCCAAUGGCAGCAAUUUAUGGCACCUGGUACUUGUAUUGAAACUGUUGGUGUUACUUCUUUUCAUUUGCUUCUUUGCAUACUCGCAGGGUUUUUUUGAGAGUAUUUUCUCCGUGUGGCCUGUUUCAAAGCUCUUUGAACUCCAAGGAAGUGUCCAUGAGUGGUGGUUCAGGUGGAAGCUAGAUAGAUUUGCUGUCAUCAACGGCAUGCUGUUCGCCUUUAUUUACCUGAUAUUGCAGAAAUAUCAGAUCCUCUCCGAGGGGAAAGGCGAGCCGCUUUUCUCCACCAAGAUUUCCAACUGCUUGCUCUUUGUAUCAGUGAUUUCUUUCAUAACAUAUUCCAUAUGGGCAAGUAGCUGCAAAGAUAAGACUAAAUGCAAUGAGAUGCAUCCCUACAUAUCUGUGGUGCAGAUUCUGGCAUUUGUUCUCAUCAGGAACAUUCCGGGUUAUGCUCGUUCCCUGUACAGCUCCUUUUUUGCAUGGUUUGGAAAAAUCUCAUUAGAGCUCUUCAUCUGUCAGUACCACAUCUGGCUGGCAGCUGACACAAAGGGCAUCCUGGUCCUUAUUCCCGGAAAUCCCUCUCUAAAUAUUAUCAUCAGCACCUUCAUCUUCGUAUGCGUCGCUCACGAGAUCUCACAGAUCACCAAUGACCUGGCCCAGGUAGCCAUUCCUAAAGACAGUGGCACACUGCUCAAGAGACUGCUGGCGACUGGACUCUUCAUGGGGCUCGUCCUCAUGCUGUCUAACAGCCGCUGGGCCUGAGACAGAAGGAGUUUAGCGUACAGACUCCUGAGUGAGUUGAUUGAUUGGAACACAUCCUGUUUAAAAGGAAGUUUUAGGAACAGACUCGUUGCUGGCACAGUGCUGCUCACUAAAUACACCCUGAGCAGCAUGUCUUGGAGCAAAGCUCAUCAUGCAGUAUUUAGUUUAUGAAGACAGUGAACAUACAUUUUAUACAGAAUGUAUGCCGUGCCUUUUGAGUUCUGCAGUACCUGUGCUCACCGACUGACUUUUCAAAUAAGACUAAAUCUGACACCAACACGCGAGGGAAUAGAAACAACCUCUAUUCCAUCCAUGUUUUGUACAGUAUUUAAUGAUUUAAAUUAAGUUUACUUUGUACAGCGGUGUAUUUGUGUCGCCUUAAUGUCCGGUCUGUCAUUUCUAGUCGAUUUUUGAAUGCUGAGCCCAUGUGGAUGAAAUAUAAAACCCCAUUCAUGUUUCCUCCUUCAUGAAGUACACAUCGAACCAUAUGCCAACAGCUUCUUUCAUCACUAGUCAGUUAAGUACUGUGUAAACAACAACAACAACCUUAAUUCUUCUAAAUCUCAACCAGGGUAUCCAUGGGUCAUUAAUAAGUAUUACAAAAAUAAUUAAUUAAUUCUUUUCAAGGAAAAUCAAGCUUUAGAUGCAUUAAAAAAAUCUGGAUUUUUUUAAUUUAUAUUUGCUAAUUUAAUGAAUUUGAAUAUAUAAAAGCCAUCAGUGGCCUUUAGAAGAACAGAACUAUUUAUGUGGAUACUUUGUGUACUCUUUAAUUUUUACUAUAUCUACUACUAUUACUGAAGUACGCAGUGGAUAUUUCCUGGAUUCUUGGUGGCUUUUAUGUACUCAUAAACUGUAAGUAAAUUAGCUAAAUAUCUGAAGUACAUUCAGAUGUAAUAUGUUUUUCGUAAAUUUGGGCCUUCCACAGGUACGCCAAUCCUGUCUAGUAACGUUUGUGCGUUUUAUUUCUUUCCCUCCCCUUGCUACAGUGACCCUCCGCUCUAGUAAUACAGACAUUUAAUAGACUUUAACACAUCAAGAAUGCUCGGUUUUCAAACAGCUCUUUUGAUAUUUACCUUUUAUUACACUUAUAAACAGUGUAAUAAGUAUUUGAAAAGGCAUUAACAAUGCCUCAUCGUGGCAUUAAAAAGGAAUUCUCUUAUACCAGGUGAACAGACACGUGACAUUUUUAUCAUCAAAAGGGUCAAUGCAUAAACUACUGAAAGACUGUUUAUCCCAAGACACUGUACAGUAAUGUACAUCUGGAGUUGUGUGACAGUUUAUUACCCUGUUAUUUAUUAUUACAAAUUUACACAUAUAUUUAACCAAGCUGCUUUGUUGUUCUAAUCCUGUGAUUUGAAUAUUGAUGGCGGACCAAAAAAAAUAAAUAAAUAAAAUUACGUGAGAGGCAGAAUCCCAUCGAUGAAGGAUUUAUGAGUAGGGAAAGGCUUUAAAAAGUGCAGGAGUUCCAUUAGACCAACCUAAGCUAAGCUUUAGUGGAGUUAUGAAUUUUCAGAAUAACUAUAGUAAAUCAUUUUAUUCUAUAUGUAUUAUUCUGCUUACCGCUUUUACAUUUCAGUAAGUACAAACAGCAAAGCAUACUGUCCCGUGUUGUGAAUGUAAAUCUUUACUCUGUUACUGUAUAUUGAUGCUAUAAGGAGGUUUUACCUUUUAAAGCUACUAACAGGGAGUUUAGAAAUACAGUGCUUUAAUCCCUCAACUGAAAUUGAGAAAGCAUUGGAGUAGAUUUAGACACAUCACUUGUACACAUUUUCUUGUUUGGGACUAUGGCAGCUGGUAAAAUGUGGCUAUAUGGUAAAUAUCUAUAAGCUACAAGAUGGAUUGAAGUUUGUUUUUCUCUUGACAAGUCUAUUAAUUGUUUUUUUCGAGCAGGAACGGUUUUAAACAAUCCUGCUGGUGAAAUCAGAUUUUUUUCAGUUAAAUUAUGGCCAUGUUUAUCUGAUCUACUUUUAAAAAGGGCCACUAGGUGAAUGCUAGCUACAAUGAUCAGACAUUUGUAAUUUAACUUUGUACCAUAGCUUUGUUUCAUAGUUGUUGUAUUUUGCAGAUCUACAAAAUCUGCGCUAUUUUAGCCUUUUCUUCCAUUAUAGGAAGACAAAAUAAAGACAAGAUAAAAAGUAAACAAAUACCUUGUGUAAAAGUAAGCGUUUUCCUGAAGUGGCGUUUAAGCCAAACUGCAGCUGUAAUCUGAUGGAUUUACUCCACGUUACAGCUAUUUAUCCAAUUGUAAAUGUGUGGAUUUUAUUUUUUAAGACUUUGUUCAAACAUUUUCUAUAGUUUAGUUUGGACCUCUGUAAAAACAAGAUUCAUACCAUGUUAAUGUAAAUAUAAAAGUUUUGUCCUGAAAUGUGAAAAGGUUUUGUUGUUUAGUCAUUGUCAGUGAUAAAAUACCUUGCUGAA
Messenger RNA from Ictalurus punctatus (channel catfish), 4843 nucleotides. It is a transcript of the gene casd1, whose product is annotated as CAS1 domain containing 1. Bases 41 to 2425 code for a protein of 794 amino acids. The transcript is spliced from 18 exons. Gene Ontology annotation, molecular function: N-acetylneuraminate 9-O-acetyltransferase activity. Lineage: Eukaryota; Metazoa; Chordata; Actinopteri; Siluriformes; Ictaluridae. The record is from RefSeq and is a predicted model, not a curated record. Gene Ontology annotation, cellular component: Golgi membrane.